CACACUGCACAUAUAUAAAUAGGGGACUUCCUCAUCUGUUUUUCUCACCACCACUUGACUUUGUACAUCAAUUCAUUUGGUAGAAAUGGCAGAUGCUAAUGGAAACCAAGUGGUUGCUUUGGAUGUUAGGGAUGAAAGAUCCAACCAUGGUGCCCCUCCUCCCCCUCCUCCAACUGGCUGUAAUGCCAUCUUUACUAUCCCCUUUAUGCAAAAGUUGAUUGCGGAGACAUUGGGGACGUAUUUCCUGAUAUUCGCCGGGUGCGGGUCGGCGGUGGUGAACGCCGAGAAGGGGAGCCAGACUUUUCCGGGGGUGGCGAUAGUGUGGGGGCUGGUGGUGAUGGUCAUGAUCUACUCCGUCGGACAUAUCUCCGGCGCACAUUUCAACCCCGCCGUCACCUUUGCGUUUGCAACUUGCAAGAGGUUCCCCUUCAAACAGGUUCCAGUAUAUGUAGCAGCACAAAUGGCGGGAGCAACCUUAGCAAGUGGGACCCUCCGGCUGCUGUUCAACGGAAAACACGACCACUUCGCCGGCACACUUCCGGCGGGGUCCGAAGUCCAAUCACUUGUGGUCGAAUUCAUCAUCACCUUCUACCUCAUGUUUGUCAUCUCCGGCGUGGCCACCGAUAAUCGAGCGAUUGGAGAACUUGCUGGCCUUGCUGUGGGAGCUACGAUCCUACUUAAUGUCAUGUUUGCUGGGCCGAUAUCCGGAGCAUCAAUGAACCCAGCAAGGAGUUUGGGCCCAUCAAUAGUCUCAAACAAUUACAAAAGCAUUUGGAUCUACUUAGUGGGCCCAACUGCAGGGGCCGUUACAGGGGCCUGGGUAUACAACCUCAUUCGAUUUACGAAUAAGCCCCUGCGUGAGAUCACCAGCAGCGCCUCUUUUCUCAAGGGCAAAGGCUCGAGCCGCAAUGGGUAUAGGUGACCAAACCAAUAAAAGUCCAUGGAAACCAUUGUCUUUUGCCCCCAUUUCUUCCACUACAAUAUAUGCUUAAAUUUGGUAUAUCUAUGUUCCCAAUCAUUUGGGAUAUCUAGUUUAGUGCACCUAGUGCAUACAUUACAAUACACGAUAUAUCAUGUGUGUUACGUUGCUGGAUGAUUGUGUACCUUUGUAUCUUAUCGUCAACUCGUCUCCCGUGACUCUAUGUCAUGUGUUGAGAAUGUUUACAUGUUUUCCUAAAGCUAGUUGGUCUCCUGUGCUUGUCACGUAUUUAGAACAUUUGUAAUACUUUCACAAAGAAGAUUUAGAACAUGAUAUGGACUUUCGCAAAGAUGAUUUCUAUAAAGAAAAUUAAGGUCUGGAGGCCUGAAAUCUCGUGAAGAUCCGUGACAAUUAAAAUCUAUGUGCAAGGACAAUCAAUAAUUCAAGGAGAAGUACUGAGAAGAUCUAAUGUGCAGAAGUGAAUAAGAUCUAGAUUCAACUACAACAUGAGAAAUGUAAUUUUCAAUUUGUAACUCUUUGUGUUUUUAUAAAAUAAUAUGUAUUGAUCAUAAUACUUUCACGUGCUUAAAUGUUUCUAUGUUUAAAAGAAAGUGAAAAAUGAUUA
Cuscuta campestris is the source of this 1544-nucleotide messenger RNA. The record is from the annotation of a GenBank genome assembly. NCBI's taxonomy places the organism in Eukaryota, Viridiplantae, Streptophyta, Magnoliopsida, Solanales, Convolvulaceae.